AUCUUGCUUAUUGCCAUGCUUGGUUGUAUCCUUGUUCCACUUACAUUAGCUGGUGGUCUUUCCGAGAAAUGGUCCCAAGGUUACAUUAUUGCACCAUUGGUUGUUGGUUUCUGCCUUGUACCUGUCUUUGUCUACUUUGAAGCCAAGUUCUCGAGAUACCCAUUGGCACCAUUCAAAUUGUUGAAAGACCGUGGAAUUUGGUCGGCUCUAUGCCUGGCUUUCCUGCUCAACUUCAUCUACUACAUGGUUGCCAACUACUUGUAUCCUGUCCUUAUUAUCGCUGUUGGCGAAUCUGUCACAUCGGCCACCCGUAUUACAUCAUUGUAUUCGUUUGUCUCCACCGUGUGGUCUCCAAUUUUCGCUGUGAUUGUUGCCUAUGUGAGACGUUUGAAGCCAUUUAUCAUAGUUGGUGUUUCCCUGUGGUUCUUAUCAACGGGCUUGCUCUACCACUUCAGAGGUGGUGAUGGUGCUGGUCCAGGUAUCAUCGGUGGUCUCUGUGUUUGGGGUAUUGGUGGUACUAUGUUCGCUUAUCCUAUCACGGUUUCUAUGCAAUCUGCAACAUCUCACGAAAACUUGGCCACUGUCGCUGCUCUUGCUUACACGAUGUAUAGAAUCGGUUCAGCAGUCGGUAACUCAGUCUCUGGUGCCGUCUGGACUCAGAUUCUUCCAGACCGUUUGGCCAGAAACCUUGGAAAUGCGACACUUGCUGCUGAAGUUUAUGCCGAUCCUUACACCUUUGCAGCAAACAAUGCCUGGGAAACUCCACAGAGACAAGCAGUCGUGGAAGCUUACAUCCAUAUCCAGAGACUAGAGACAGUGAUCGCUCUGUGUUUCUGCUCCCUAUUGAUUGUUUUCUCCCUGCUAUUGAGAAAUCCAAAGCUUACGGAUAAGGUUGCCAAUGAUGGAGAGUUGCUUGAAGGCCAGCUGAUUGUCAAGGAUGACGAGGAUCCAAUAGUCGAAUUCAUUAGAACCAAGAUUUUCAGAAAGCAACCAAGACUAAAGAAGUCAGUAGCAGUUUCAGAUGAAAGCACCGGUGAUCAAGACUUUGACUCCAAGAAGGAAGACGCAUAA
Messenger RNA from Williopsis jadinii, 1071 nucleotides. RefSeq names its product MFS general substrate transporter. The annotation marks the transcript as partial. Gene Ontology annotation, biological process: intracellular iron ion homeostasis; transmembrane transport. The transcript has a single exon. The record is from RefSeq and is a predicted model, not a curated record. NCBI's taxonomy places the organism in Eukaryota, Fungi, Ascomycota, Saccharomycetes, Phaffomycetales, Wickerhamomycetaceae. Gene Ontology annotation, cellular component: vacuolar membrane; endosome. Gene Ontology annotation, molecular function: siderophore-iron transmembrane transporter activity.